Messenger RNA from Thelazia callipaeda (thelaziosis nematode), 456 nucleotides. NCBI's taxonomy places the organism in Eukaryota, Metazoa, Nematoda, Chromadorea, Rhabditida, Thelaziidae. The record is from the annotation of a GenBank genome assembly.
AUGUUUGGAGCUGAGAAACAUAUGUGCCAACAUUGUGGAGAACGCUUGAAGACGGAGAUCAUCGCAAAUAAAAGCGUAGAGAUCAGAGUCGAUAUGGGAGUGAGAACUGCAAUCAGAAUAAAAGCGAAUCAAUCGGAUAUCAUGAUACACGAUAAGAAGCGACGUGAAGUAAUCCUGAUUGAGGUUUGCAUCACUGGUCAGGAUAGGUUAAAUGCAGUCGAGAUCGAGAAAAAGGGAAAAUAUGACCUACUUGGUAAUAAGCUUGGACCACGUCGAGGCAUACAUCCAGUCGAUAGUUCUCAAGAAGAGGCUCGAAAGCAUCUCCUUCGACAGUCGAUAUGGAUUCCACGAGGACGAAGCGAGAACGAUGAGUACAACAAAUCUGAGCGCGAGACAAGUACUGUCAGAGUGCUGGAAUGCGACAUAGUGCCAAAACCAAUGAAGAUCGAAAAUUAA